This is a messenger RNA of Cheilinus undulatus (humphead wrasse), 3757 nucleotides long. RefSeq names its product ring finger and CHY zinc finger domain containing 1 (gene rchy1). The record is from RefSeq and is a predicted model, not a curated record. Gene Ontology annotation, cellular component: nucleus. The transcript has 9 exons. Gene Ontology annotation, biological process: protein ubiquitination; ubiquitin-dependent protein catabolic process. Gene Ontology annotation, molecular function: zinc ion binding; ubiquitin protein ligase activity. Lineage: Eukaryota; Metazoa; Chordata; Actinopteri; Labriformes; Labridae. The coding region runs from base 34 to 870 and encodes 278 amino acids.
CCGCAGUCGAAGAAGAACCACAUUUGAGGAAUCAUGGCUUCCCCUGCUGGCUGUGAACAUUAUGUACGCAGCUGCUUAUUGAAAGCUCCUUGCUGUGGUAAACUGUACGUGUGUCGGCUGUGCCAUGAUGCUGAAGAGAACCACCAGAUGGAUCGAUUCAAAGUCGAAGAGGUGCAGUGCUCUGAGUGUCACACAGUGCAGCAGGCACAGCAAGCUUGUCAGCAGUGUCACGUGCAGUUUGGAGAAUAUUACUGCAACAUUUGCCACUUGUUUGACAAGGAUAAGAAACAAUACCACUGUCAGGCUUGUGGGAUAUGCAGGAUUGGGCCCAGGGAAAAUUAUUUCCACUGUGAGAAGUGCAAUCUGUGUUUAGCCCAGAAUCUGCGAGGAAAUCACAAGUGUGUUGAAAAUGUUUCAAGACAGAACUGUCCAGUGUGUAUGGAGGAUAUUCAUACGUCCAGAAUUAUGGCUCAUGUCCUUCCAUGCGGUCAUCUUUUACAUAAGACUUGCUUUGAUGACAUGGUCAGGACAGGAGCAUAUCGCUGCCCUCUGUGUAUGCACUCUGCAUGGAACAUGGAGGACCACUGGGACCAGAUAGACAAAGAGAUCUCCCAGUCCCCGAUGCCCACUGAAUACCAGGGUGCUACUGUCAAAAUUAUAUGUAAUGAUUGCCAAACCCACUGUACGGUGCCUUUCCAUGUGCUGGGGAUGAAGUGUAGCGGCUGUGGCUCCUAUAACACAGCACAGGAUGGAGGACUCAUCCAGCGGACUCAACAAGAACUGUCAGAGCAGCCAGACAGCGAGAACGAGGCAGAAACAGACACAGAGCCAGAACAGCAGGAUCAACCACAGUCAUCUACACCACAUUAGAUUUACAACCAAUCACAAUGCAUGAUAUUUUUACUCGGGACGUUUGUCUGCUACAGUUACUUAUAAUAGGUUGCAUUGAGUUUGAGAAUAGGAUCCAGUCUUCAGUUAUACAUAUUAAAGAAAAAACUCCAUACACAGAUGUAUUUUUUGGUAGCUGCUUAUCCCCCCUGCAGAGCAGAAACCUAUCCCAGCAUGCAGCUGGUGAGAUGAGUGAUGGACCCUCAAGGCUAAAUUCAACUGCAAGCCUAAAAGCCCUAUUCAGAUUUGUUUUCUCUCAGAUCUGACUGUAUUUGUUUGGCUGUUUAUGUUAUUUUUCAAAUGUGGUCCAGAACAGACUGGCAUGCACUAGGGGACAAUAGCAAAAAUGAAGGCCAAACUGGUGAUCUAUAACCCCCUGCAGAUGACCUGAGUAUAUCCUCUGAGGUUCUUAAGGUAAAAUGCUUAUGAAGGUAACUUCAGGUUUAACUGUUCUUUUGUUUGUUUUGUUUUCUAGUUCUAAGAAAAUGGUUUACUUCUUUUCAGGGUAGAUUACCAUAGCAACAGAUGUUUAAUACCUGAUCUGCUCCAGAGUGUCAACCUUUAUCAAACCCAUCCAUCGGCCAAUCACAUCCUUAGUUGAUCAUCACAAGGGAGGGGGGGAGAGACCAUCAAACAGUUUGUGUUUCCUGUAACUACAAAUGUAACCUUAAAUGCUUUUGUUAAAGCCUUUACAGUUAUCAUCCUACAGCAGAUUAAACAAGACACUAAAACCCUCUACCUUGUAUUAAAUGAAGAAUUUGAACUCUUUGUAGGUCCUUGUUCAUCUAAGUCAGUGGUCCCCAACCAUUGUUCCUUAGAGCCCCCCCUACUUGUUUCGAAGUUCAGCUGAGACCCACUAGAAUAUGAACAAAAAAUUUAGAGCGUCAUAUUGUUGCCAAAAAUCAACAUCUGUUUAAUUGUUUCAUGCAUUUUCUUACCAAAAGACCAUUGUAUAAACUGUUCAUUAAGUUCUUUAUCAUGAUUUUACUUAAUAUUUGCAAAUCUAAUUUUGACAACCUCAGAGCAGACAAAGCCCCCCGACCCGACCCCCCCCCCCAGGCCCAGGUGGGGAACCACUGAUCCAAGUCAUGAUUAUCUAAGUCUUCAUCAAGUGGGCAACUGGACUUGAUUCAGGUUCCUGAAGACAUUUCGCCUCUCUUCUAAAGGCUUCUUCAGUUCUAAUGUGACUCAGCAGCAGUGGCAUGGUUCUUGUAGGGACAGCUCAGGACUGUCAGUCCUUUUCAGUCCCAGCUCUCCUCUUGAUCAGGUCCAAUGUCCAGAGGGAGCAGGAGUGGCAAAGGAGGAAGUUAAUCAGGUUAUCUUCAGUCAAAGUUCACAAUCACCUCAAUAAUUAAACCUGCUUUUUGUGGGUUUUUUUUCUUUAUUUUUUGGUGGUUUUGUGUUACAUUUCUGUAUAAAAUAAAAUAAAUAUCACUCUUAAAAUAAAGAUCCUCUUAAAUGCCUUGUAAAGCCCCUUAAAACUCCUCUCUGAAAUACCAUUAUCAUCUUAAUUUAAUAAAAAAAUGCAUGCGAAAUCUAAAAACAAGUUUAUUUAAUCCCCCUUCUAAAACAAUAAACGGUUCAGAAGUCUUGUCUAAAAGUAAUGAAAUAAAACUCGUAAUAAUCCACCUAAAAACCUGUAAACAUGCUAAAAAUGUCCUCAGUUAAAAUAAAUGCAGAAAAUUAGAAUUAAGUCAAUCCAGAGUGACUGGGGCCAAAGUUGGAGUUUAUAGCCUCUGUUGUCCAUCCAUGUGCUAAUGAUCUGGGUGAUCACCUGAAAGUCAUUCACAGCUGAGUCACCUGGGUCACAGUUUCACCUGAGGGCGUGUCCUCCUGGGCGUCUUCAGGUUUGCCAGUUCUGUGUUCCAGUUUGGACUGCUGCCAAAAGGAAUUCAGAGCUGCGCUGUACCUUUGUUCGAGAACUGUCUUUGAACAGACAUGGCAGACUAAGACACUUCUUAUCCCCUACAUACAGUGCAGCUCUGGAUUUCUUUGGCCAGCAAAACAUCUUCAAGAAGCUGAAUCAAGUCCAGUUGCCCCCUUGCUGAAGAUUUGGAUAAGCAUUUGAACUUUCAGUUAUAUUUUCAUGUUCAUUUCACAAAUCUCAUACUAAUCCCAUGAACCAUCAGAGCUGGAGCUGAAAUAGCAUACCUUAAGAUGUCAGGCACACCAGAAAUUAUUAACUAAAUGGAAGAAAAGUCGUCGAUACAUUCUAAUCUAUUGUGAUCUAAGGGAUAUUGUGAGCACCAGAUCUUUUUCUGCCACUUGUCUGGCUUUAGCUGUGUGAUCUUGGUCUGGAUUGUAUGUUUAAUUCCUUUUUGUUUCCUUGGAGCAUUCAGACCUGGAUGUUGAGAAUUAAGUGGCAUUGCAAAAGUCCAGCCUCUGAUCUAGAUGUCAAAUUAUAGUAGCCCAAAUCUCAUAUGACACUGUGCUGCUCACAUUGUCAUAACAAUAUCAGAUCUAUAUUACAUGCAGUAUGAAUGAAGCCUGAAAGUUCCCAGUGUCUAACACACUGAGGACGAGAAUUGGACUAUCUGACCACCCAAGAUGUUUUCUCUUUUAAGUGUUGCUGGAGGUUGUAAAAAAUCUAAUUUACUGCUUCUUGGUUUAGGGACAGUGUCAAAAAUGGAAGUUUUCUCUGUAAGACAUUGUGCAAAAAAGGGUGUGUUGCGUUGUCAUCCUGUACUCUAUCUGCACUGCUCCACCCACCUACACAGAGUAUAAAAACGUGCAUGAUGCAAUGAAAUCUUAUCAUGGAGGCAGUAAUUGCUGUGCUCCUUUCUUGGUACAGCUGCUGUGACAAGGCCCUUUGAAUAAGAAGGAUGUAAGUAAUGCAACAACCAAUAAAAACACUGUUUACUAAAAACAA